AUGAAAAAUUUAUUUAUUUUUGGGGUACUAAUUGGAGUAUUCUAUUUCAUUGAUAAACAAUUGAACAUCAAAUUUAUCGAAUCAGAAAUACUUAAACGAAACUGUCAAUAUAGCUAAUAAGGGGACAAUGAAAAUAUAGAAUAUUGUGUUUUCAUUUGGAAUUCUAAUGAAACAUUGGCAACAUUUUAUUUUUUAUAUUCAUUACCAGUCGACAUAACAUAAAACAUCAAGAUUUACUAUUAGCAAUUUCAAACUUCAAAAUAAUUAACUUUUUCGAAUGUAUUUUUAGAAGAUCAAAAAAACUCAACAUUCCCAUUUAUUGAUUCUGAAAGCAUUAAAUAAGAAAUCUAGAGUUCGCAUAAUUUAAAUAUGCUCGAUUUUACAUUGAAAUUAGGCAAUAUCAACAAUAAUGAAUAUUAUAUUAUGACUACUUAACUAUCUGCUGUUUGCACUUAUGCAAUCUUCACAAAAAGUUUAAAUUUAGAAAUUACAGCAUAUUUUAAAAAUAAUCUGAAGUAUUUAGAAGAUGGUUUUGUUGCAUUUCUUUGCCUUGUUAUUAUGUUUCUAGCGAAUUAGUUGAACAAACUAGAGAGUGCUACUAUGAUCCCUUUAGGAAACUAUAUCAAACAAAACAAACCCCAUAUGCUUUUAAUCAUAAUUUUAAUUGCUUAACCUUUAAGACCCUUAUGUUAUUUCCCUGAAUUUGAAGCAAUAGAAUGGCUAAUUGGGUAGACAUGCUAUGCAAUAGGAGAGUUUUUGUUUUUAAGGUAUUUCUUAUAGAUUCUAUCCUACUUAUAAGGAUAAAAUAAUAAAACUAACAAACUUAGGAAUACUCUUGUUUCUAUAUUUGUAAUCAUACCAAUCAGUAUUGAUAGAUGGUUGAUUUCAUUUGAAAAUCAAAGCUUUGUAAUUAAAGAUUUGGAGAAUCAAGUCGAUAAUAUUAAUAACCUUUUGAAAAUAUGCUGGAUAUGCUAUCUAUUGUAUGCUAGUAUUUUUGCUUAUGAGAUUAUGAUUAGUUUGCAAUCACAUUUGAUAAGGUUGGAUUUAUUCAUAAUAGAUAUUUUAUUUUUUAUGGUCUAUUCUUUUUAGAAAAGUUCUUUUUAUUUAUAUUAUGAAAACUAUGAUCAUCAUCUUUUUAAUCCUAUCAAUAUGCUUAUGAUGACCUCCUAUAUUGCUCUACUACUACAUACAAAUUUUAAUAAGGAAAUAGAAUAAACCUAGGAAUUAACUAAUGUUAGACAUCAGAUUGAUUAGGAAGAUGAAAAUGGGGAGAAUAUAGAAUCCACUAUAGCUGAAUAUUAUAUGGAAAAAUCUUCUGAUGAUCAAACAUUAAUUUGA
Paramecium tetraurelia is the source of this 1338-nucleotide messenger RNA. RefSeq lists its product as uncharacterized. The record is from RefSeq and is a predicted model, not a curated record. The transcript is spliced from 2 exons. NCBI's taxonomy places the organism in Eukaryota, Ciliophora, Oligohymenophorea, Peniculida, Parameciidae.